Molecule: messenger RNA, 802 nt
Organism: Dreissena polymorpha
Lineage: Eukaryota; Metazoa; Mollusca; Bivalvia; Myida; Dreissenidae
Product: mucin-like protein
Exons: 4
Coding region: 102-551 (149 amino acids)
Source: RefSeq, a predicted model, not a curated record
UCAUUGUCACCAAUCUAUGUAGAUAAUGAUGCGUAAACAUUCUAAAAUUCCAUACAGAACAUAUCUGUUCCAUUUCUUUCGUCAAAUACUUUUCUUUUAUUAUGAUGGUUUCAUGCGGAGUGUUUCUGACAACGAUAGCUACAAACUGUAUGCUUUCCAGCGCGUUCAUAGACCAGCAAUGCAAGACGAAAGUCGAGGACCUGAUCAAGUCUGACCCUUGCCCAGUGAACGGCGGCUGGAGCGACUGGAGUGCCUGGUCCGACUGUUCGACGACGUGCGGUACAGGCUUGUCUCGCAGAUCGAGAGCGUGUUUCAACCCAGCCCCAUCUCUUCUCGGUCAACAAUGUGACGGCGACAGCAACGACUACUCACUCUGCUACAGCAAUCCAUGUAAAGUUGAUGGAUUUUGUUCGGAAUGGGAAAGCUGGUUUUGUUCCUUUAGAAAGCCGCAUACUAGAAUGCGACAAAGGACUUGCUAUGAUCCGUUAUUUGGUGGCCAACCUUUUCAGGGAAAUGACACCGAGAGCUAUACAGACCCAUCGUGCACGUGACAGAUGCCUGCUUGCCAGAAGUUGUGAUAUUGGGUUGGACUUUAUUGUUGGCAUUUUCAACGAAGUAAAUAUAGUAAAAUGAGAAAACAAAAAUAUUUUAAACAUCCACUGAGAAAAUGUGUACCAAUAAACGUUUUAUUUAAUAAAUGGUGUUAUUGUAAACAAGAAACAGUCUGUAAUAUAAAGUAUUGUAUAAAAACACAUGUUUUUUUACUUGAAAUGGAUUCAUUUAAAUAAUAUAAGCAUUUAAA